CAGAAUUUAAAGCCAGCCAGAGCUGACGACCCACUGGCCGAGUUUUCAUUUUUUCUGCAUCAGCGGCUGCAAGUUUCCAAAAAAUUUUCAUUUCAAGAGUUAUCAACUACGGAGUGUGCUCGGUUAUGCCUGCAAGUUACGGAGCAACUUAACUUCAAUUGUAGCUCAUUUGAGUAUGAGGUUACUAAAAAUGAUUGUUUUCUGAUGGGUUCAUCCUGCCUACAUCACCAAUUAAUUUACGAUGGAUUGAGAGACUAUUACGAACUGAAAGGUAAGUGUGAAGUGACCGGUUGCGUAUUAUAAUCGGAUUUUGAAGCUCUUGGGGAUCACCUAAAUCAGAAUCAUCAGAUUAUCAUCAAGAGCUGACUGGGAAUCACAUUAAAUUGCGAUUUAAAGCCACUGAUCACUAGGGUGCGAGACUAGGGGUGUACUCCCUCGUACAGCCAUAGUGCCACUGAUAAUUUCAUAGAGGCCAGAUCUGAAAACGGGUAUGGAAAAUGAAAUUUUUUGGUCUAAAAAAGGGGCAGGAUUUGGAGGACCGGGCGCUAAAUGUACACGCACACCAAGAAUUUCCAGGAUUACCCGGGGGGGAUGCAAGGAUAAGUACAAACGGUUCAAAGGGAGUGCUAGCUUUCUAACAGUUCUCGGUGCAUUAACCUGCCUUUUUUCCCUAACUACAUGUGCAGCCAUUACCAUGCAAGAACGAGAGCAAACGCAAACAAGCUUCAUUAUUAAUAAAUCUUUCGGGAUUGACCAUUUCCAGAAUUUGUUGAGUUGCACGUACGAUAUAAAUGUCAUCACGUAAUCCAUACCAGACAGUCAUUAAAUUAAAUUUGACCCCAAAUGUCACGAAUAGUAUCAAAACUGUAUUUCGGCCCAAAUGACUUCCCAGAUCUACCUUUUUUGUCUUCGUGAAAAUAUUGAUGUUUAAGACUGACAUGAAAUGCUCGAUAUACCAGAAUUUGCAAUCAAAGCUCUCAGAUAGUAACAGAGUCACGAAAAGAAGGUCUAACGAAAGUGGGACGGGGGUGAUCUGGGGAUAGGAGGCGGUGGCAGGAAUUAACCGCGGUCAAACGCUCGAGCAUGCGCAAUGCACUCGUAUCCGGUCCCAGCCGGGGAAAUUUCCCGCGCGAAAUUUUAAUUGAAACCAUUGCAGAGACCGGUGUCAAGCAAAGCAUAGUUGAACAAUCGUCAGAAAUACGCUAAAGUUAAGCGAAAUACUUCAAAGUGAAGGUUUUUGUUUUCACAGUUAAUAGUUAGAUAAAUUUUCAUUAUUAUCCGAGUUCACUAAAUUUUUUUGACCUUCACUAAAAAAGUUCUUCGUGUUAAAAGAGCCGACAUGCGAAAGCUUGUCGUCGCCAUUUGUUUAGACUUGUUUACUGAAUGUCGCUGUUCCAAUGCGUGAUGAGUCCAGGAAGGGAGAAGCCAACAGGAAGAGAAAACUGUAGUCAAAAACAGCUCCGGAGUGUUGAUUAAGUUUUAUCGAGGGCAGAAGGGGUACCUGCUGAAGGAUCAUGGCCUUGCCUGAGGCAUAGAAACGCGAUACUUGCCGAGGACAAACGCUGCUCCUGUCCAUCUUCGUGGGGACACAGUAAAACCAUUUAAAAUUCCAAUCGUCGAGAGACUGUAUGCAGUAUUUGACGAGGUGGACAGGAACAACCUGACAACGUUACCCACUACAAACCUCGGACAAAAUGGUGCAAUAAUUAUGCAGAAGCAACGCAGUUAAUAAAUCUCUUCACUCCAAAAACAAACGAAAGAGACAUCAGAAAAUAUGGUAAACCACACUUAACUAAAAUUUUAUUCUCAGCAAUUUGAAUUCACUGUCCUCUCAUUUUAAGUAAUAUUUUAUAAACGGAUGAACAACUGUACAGAAAUAUUUUUUUCUCGGUUAAUGGUUUUUUUUCAGCUUUUCCCUUCCCUCCCCUCCCCUCCCCAUGACCUAUUUCCUUGAUUACCUUUUGAGCUCCUGAUCAGGUGAGCCAAGGCUUUCAACAUUUUGCUAUAUAUAAACGCGGUGUGCUUGGCAUUUUAAGCUCGUCAGAAGCAAUUAACUACAACUGAUCAUUGAAAAACUGGUUGGAGUCAUCCCUGUUUCCAGUUGUCAGAAAAAGAAAUGGAAGUAAGGGGUGUCCUUUUUGUGAUUGAAACAGAAGAGAAAAAACGGAAUUUAACUUUUUCACUUCGACCAUAAUAAUGCACUUUGUUUAAGCCAGAGAGGUGAUCAAAGAUCAAGAAGGAAGACUUUAAGAAAAAGCAGAAAAAAUAACAAUAAUAAACAGGUAACAAAGCCUUGAGAGGAUAGCUGCCCAUCUCCAAAUGAUGGCUGGUCAGUUAGACUGCUUGGCUAACAAGAUUUUCUAAAAGAUAGUCUAAAAUACUGUAAGAAAGAAGACAAAAUUGCAAAUAAAAUUUAGUGGAACCUUUAUUUGUCUUUUCAGUUAAAUUAGGUGUUCUUUAUGUACAUCAUUUCCAUUCUUUCUUCUCAUUUUGCAUCCUUUUCUCAUGGAUCUGCUUCUCCUUCAGUGUCUAGACUCUAUGUCUUCUAUUCAUCCCCUUCCUAACUUUCUGUACAAAAAUAAGAUAGAUUUAAUCAAAUAAAUAAUAAGUUGUCAGAUUGUUAUAACAAAAACAAAACUACAGUAGAUACCAAGUGCCUUUCCUUUUAAUGCUAUACGAGCAUCUAGUAACCCACAAUAAUCUCUAACUCGUAUUAUUUGGCCCACUUUAAAGAUGCAUACAAGAUCAUUAAACACCAUGGCAGUUAAAUCAACACAGAAGGUUGUACAACUGAGACCUCAUUUACCACCACUCCCCUCCCCCUAUUGCUAGUAAUUUAAACUGUAAAACUAAGACCAAGCUGCGAGCAUUGAAUGGACAGCGUAAUGAAAACAGAAGCCUAGUCAUGAAUGUAAACAAACAUGAAGAAUAAGCAAUAGUGUUGAAAUGACAGCAUGUACACUGAUGUCUGGUCAAUUUGCAAUGUCAAACAGUCAAAAAUAAUCUUAUGCUGCUGUGAUUAUUGAACUUAUGUGUGGUUAUUAAACAUCUGCUAAAACAAAAACCUUUUUCCCCUCACAAUGUGCCUGGCCUAAAACAAUAAAUAACACCGACACUAUAGAUGUUCAUACAUCUUUUUUGAGCUCGAUUAUGUUUACUAAACUCAUGUGAUGUGGUCAUUGAAUUUUAUGAAUGAGAUCUAAAAUAAUUAUUCAUUAUCGAUACAUUUUGUUUGUUAUUAAUACAGACUUAAACCCUGAGCGAGAUAAUAUAUUUGAUGUGAAAAGAUAAGAACAAGCUUAAAAUUAAGGUCGUCAGUCAUAAAAGAACAGUUUCAUCGCAAAAAAAAAGACAACCAGACAAUUUACUAAAUUUUUUAUUUUGCAGAACGAACCAGAGCCCAAAAGAUAUGGUUUGUAUUAAAUAAAAAUACCAACCAUUCAAAUUACGUUCAAGCCAGUGUUAGUAUAAAAACAUUACAGAAAGCUUAAACAAUUUAAAACUAUUUAAACUUGAGCUAUACUUUUAGCGGCCACAAAUGUGUGCCACCAUUUUGAUCAACAAGAGCAUAAGAGCACUUGGGGAAUAUUAUGAUUGUCAAAGGCAAGUUUACUCAUACUUACAUUUCCUGUUAUACGUUCUUCGUAUUCUUCCUAUUCAUCGCCAGUGAACUUUCUUGAAAUACAAAGAAAAUUUCUCUGUUCUUGCCCGCAAGAAGACGUAGCCACAUGUGUAUAGAUUUUCCAAAUCGAAUGCAGCGAUCACCAAGCAAAUCUUCGCGCAUGCUCAGACGUUUGACCGCGGUGGAUGGCAGGAAAAGAGCCUCGAAGCUCCUUUCCCAGGCCCCCGCUGGUGUUUUGCACUAGUUUUCAUGUUUCAGACGAUCUUGGAGCCAGAGCAGACUAUAAUCAAGAUUUUUGAAACUGUAGAAUGUAAAUAUCAUGUUUAUGCCUCUCUUACCUUCCAGCUCCCAAUGGAACAUCAUCUUGUAAUAUUCGUCCCUCUUCCUCAUCACUGUUGACUACCAACUAUCUCAAAAAGACAACAGAGAUUCACGCCACACCUGCAGUCAGCUCAGUCUUGAUGACUAAACCUUUAUCAGGUUUGAAUUUCAUUUUUUGUUUACCCUUGCGUAGUGUUAGAGGUGCUAAUUUGUAUUUUAAUGUGCAGCAUUGAGGUACAUCUAGCCCCUAGGUAUGCGGUUUUUUAUCCUUUUGGGUGAUGAUGUUAGUUAAAAGGAGAUGUUCUACGUUAAUGCGGUACCGUCCAUUUGAGCUCUCCUGUCUAAUACAGGUCAAAACAAUAUACAACACAAAGCACGGUAAACUAAACGGGUUAAUGAGAGUUAAUUUUUUAAGUCUUUGGACAUAACUGGUAAAUGAAUGCACAAUUUUCUGACAGUAAAUCUCCAAUGAAAUCGAAGUUGCAGCCAAUGACCGAACUUUUUAAUCGUUGUACCGAGGUCUUCUCACGUUUGCUUCAAUGGCCUAGAAAACGGGCGGAUGGUGUGCAUAGGGUUUCUCUUGGAAUUUAAACUCUGAGGUUUGUCUGCUAUUAAGAGUCACGUGGCCUAGUCACUUUGGUUCCACCACGGGCGUUCUCUCCGCCCGCCCAUGUGCAUAAAAAUGCUUGGGCAAGAAAGUAACAGAUGACUUCCCUCAAAUUGAACGAUAUCUUUAUUAUCCAUUUAUUUUGUUUAGCAUUUAAUUCAUCUUCAAAAACAAGUCAAACGGGAUCUUUAUUCAGCUCUUUCACAGCAAGUACAGCGAAUUAUUCAGCAUCAGGUUUGUCAGCCGUGGUUAACAUUUGUGUACCGCAUUUAGUAUGUUCAACAUUUUAAUAUGCAAGUUUAUGUUUUACCCAACCAACAGGGAACAAUCAAAUUUCACGUAAAGUGAGCAUAAUCAGAACAAACUUCUCAGCAAAAGGUUCUUGUGAACGUAUUUACGAGUGUGCUAUUUAUGGUGUUGAACGUUUUACGUGUUGUUUACUAAAUAUUUUGCUUCAUGUACUGUACCUCAACAACAGUUCCUCGUACCUCGAACGAUUUCAGUGCUCUUGAAAUUGUCUUUAAAAUGUUCUUCCUGCUUUCAGCGCAGAUUAUCCAGCCGACAGAAAUCGUAACCAAUGUAUCUAUUGUUGAUCAAAAGACAACGGUAAAAAUGUCAGGUUAG
Messenger RNA from Porites evermanni, 5174 nucleotides. Lineage: Eukaryota; Metazoa; Cnidaria; Anthozoa; Scleractinia; Poritidae. The record is from the annotation of a GenBank genome assembly.